Messenger RNA from Prunus armeniaca (apricot), 243 nucleotides. Lineage: Eukaryota; Viridiplantae; Streptophyta; Magnoliopsida; Rosales; Rosaceae. The record is from the annotation of a GenBank genome assembly.
AUGGGUUCGUUGGGAGGGAUUGCUGGCUCGAGUGGAGGGUGGGGAGGAGCUGGGGUUCUGGGUUCAUGGGGGCUGGGGUGGAGGGUGGUUGUUGGAUGGGUUUGGGGGUUGGAGCUUGAGGGUGGUGGCCAUGGGGGAAUGGAGAGAGAGAGAGAGAGAGACAGACAGACAGACAGACAGAGACAGACAGAAGGAACACAAUCUUCAAAACCUUCCCUUGUGACACAAUUGGCUUUAUUUUGA